Aureobasidium pullulans EXF-150 is the source of this 627-nucleotide messenger RNA. RefSeq names its product A1pp-domain-containing protein. The coding region runs from base 1 to 627 and encodes 208 amino acids. The transcript has a single exon. The record is from RefSeq and is a predicted model, not a curated record. Lineage: Eukaryota; Fungi; Ascomycota; Dothideomycetes; Dothideales; Saccotheciaceae.
AUGGCUCCUAUCAAGACACUCAAAGAGAUCCCAACUCUCACAAGCUUGUACAAGCUCAAGCAUCUCGCACCGGCAGCUUCAACAGUGUCGGGAGCCAGCAGCGCCUACAACGACAGGAUAUGUGUCAUCCGCACCGACAUUACAAAGCUUGAAGUCGAUGCAAUCGUCAACGCAGCUAACGAGUCUUUGCUAGGCGGCGGUGGUGUUGAUGGCGCCAUUCACCGCGCAGCCGGCAGAGGACUCUUGUACGAAUGCGAGACACUUGACGGUUGCGACACAGGCGACGCCAAGAUCACUGAUGGUUACGAAUUGCCAUGCAAGAAGGUCGUCCACACUGUCGGUCCCGUUUACUGGCGCACUAAGAAGCAUGGUCAGCAUACCAGCCUGCUCCAGUCAUGUUACCGCCGCUCGCUUGAUCUGGCCGCCGAGAACGGCUGCAAGAGCGUCGCGUUCAGCGCACUGAGCACCGGUGUCUAUGGUUAUCCUAGCAAAGAGGCAGCAGAGACUGCUAUUGGCGAGGUCAAGAAGUGGCUCGACACUGACACUAAGGCCGACAAGCUCGAUCGCAUCAUCUUCUGCAAUUUCAUGGAGAAGGACCAGGACGCCUACUACGAGUGCUUGCCGUGA